Molecule: messenger RNA, 4968 nt
Organism: Sitodiplosis mosellana (orange wheat blossom midge)
Lineage: Eukaryota; Metazoa; Arthropoda; Insecta; Diptera; Cecidomyiidae
Gene: brun
Product: protein brunelleschi
Exons: 9
Coding region: 629-4636 (1335 amino acids)
Cellular component (GO): trans-Golgi network
Source: RefSeq, a predicted model, not a curated record
GAUUAGAAUAUGUCUGCGUGAAUAUGUGCAUAGCGCCAGAUGAUAGAUAGUCAAGAUGACCCAAAAAAUGAACUAAAUUGACAUAUUUUAGAGUUCAAGGUGUCGAAUGUAAAAUCGUAUUUAUUUUGUGUUGAUUUUUCAUUCUUUUGUUUUGAACAUAAAUAAGAAUAACCAAAACCGAAAAACACGGAACUAAACGGACCAUGAAGUAUUGAAGCGUUUGCUUCCAAAGAAAUCAAAUUCAGUGAAAACCAUGUGCACAACGUUUUAACGUUUAUUUAAAGUUGCAUCGUCUGUAAAAUGAUAUGAAUUCAUGCAAAUCUGUGCGCGGAAAAAGGGGGCAGACACGUAAUCGAAAAAUCUAUUCUAUCCGUAUGCAAUGCUUACGAUGACAGAACCAAUAUAAUUUAUUGUUUUGUUUGUUUGUUUGUUUGUUAGCAAUCAAUUUGAGUUCGUUUUGUUUUUUUAGUCUAUUGUUUUUGUAAUUGUCUAAAUUUUCCACUCAAAACUUUUGGUUCAGUUGAUACAUAUAUCAGUAGUAGAAGACAUAAGAAAAGAAGAAAAAAAGAAAUCUACAUAAGCUGAAUGUAUUCGCAAAACUAAUAAGAGUGCAAUUGCCAAAAUUUAAAUGAGAUCAUCAGUUAGUUAUAUGCUUUCGCAUGGUGGUGGUGAGCCAAGUAUGUCACAUCCAGACUAUGAACAACAAGCUUAUCAUCACUCAUGCCUGUUGAUAUUAAUUCGUGGCAUUGGACCGUCCAAACCACGAUCGUUGCAGAAGAUUUUUGAACGUAUUCAACAUGUGAACAAUGUGAAAAUCAAAGACUCGGUAGGAAAUACAAGAGAUAUUUGGGUUCGUUAUGUACGCGACUAUCCCGUGGAGAAUAAUGAAUGGGGUGAUUUUCAGACGCAUCGUCGUCUGCUCGGUUUGAUAACGGUGGGAAAAUUUGAUUCACAAUCGGAAUUGAAUGAAAUGUGUCGCGUACAUGAAUCCCUCAAAGUGAAAUACACAAAUACAUUGUUCGACUCACGAUGUGUGCUGUUCGCAUCGGCAAACAAUGCAAGCACAGAGAAUGAAGAUCCAGUACUGUUGAGUACCGGAGACUUAAUGCCAAGCGAUAGUGAUAAGCAUAGCUCAAAAAAUAACGAGAAUACUCAAUCGAACGAUGAUUCAUUGGAUAGUAAAAUACUGAAAAAUUCAUUCUCAACUCCAUCAAAUUUCAAAAGCAAUGUCACAUUCUACGCUGAAAAUGGGCCAUGCUCUGACUUGGAAGCGUUUUUAACGGAUUUCAUCAAUUCUCUAUUCUGGAUAUUAGAGAAGAAACGACUGGAGCGUUCGCAUGAAAAAUUGGAUAAAGUGCCACUGUUGCUGGCACCAUUUGAGAAAAAAGACUUUGUCGGUUUGGACAUGGACACACGGAAUAUGCGAAAACGAUGCGUUGGUCGUGUAACGAAAAAUUUGGCCGAUUUAACGCUGCAAGCGGGUCUAGUAGCGGAAAGUUUGAAUCUAUUUCAUGCUGCUUGUGAAACAUUACGUGCCAUCAGCGAUUCACUGUGGCUGGGUGCGGCCAACGAAGGUCUGUGUGCUGCAUCGGCAAUUUUACUGUAUCCACACGUUCGAUACACCAUGUCAUUUCAACGGAAUGCUAGUCUUCAAGAAAAUUCAGCGACAAAAUUGAGCAUAGCCCGUUCAUUGAGCCAGAGCCAGGAGAAUUUAUCCGAACAAAUACUCAACAAGAAAUCCAAUUUAGCCAUUACUUUGGAAACCGAUACUUCACUCAAGGUUAACCAUUUGGCAACACUCACAUCAUCAUCGUCCACAUCGUCAGCAUCAUCGGUUACAUCGACCGUUUCCGGUUCAUCAACGGCAAGUUCGCCAUCGUCAACGAAUCACACCGUUUCCAAUGAUAAAGUUCAGAGCAAUAACAAUCCAUCGAAUGUGCUGCAGCCAAGCGAUUUUGUGGCUAGGUACCGUGAGGCGAUCAUUAAUUACAGCAAAUAUCGACAUGCUGGCAUUAUUGAGACUGAAGCCGCGUUGAAAGCGGCUCGCAUUUGCAUCGAACAGUAUCGUUAUUUGGACGUUGCAGUUUUCCUACAGAAUGUACUCUAUAUCAAUUUGAAUUUGACUGAACAGGAGCGUGUGCAGCGGUUCGAAGUUUUGACUGAACUGUAUCAACGCAUUGGAUUCACGCGAAAAGCGGCAUUUUGCCAACGUUUGGCAUCGUGGCGACACGUUGCACAGAGCAACACAAAUCCCGAUUGGCAUAAAAGUUAUCGGCUAAUGCUCGAAAGCUUUCCGGGACAUAAACUGUCGUUGGAUCCAUUGGAAGUCAUUGGGAAUAAUGCAGGGUGGAAAUGUUUGCAAAUCGAUUUAUUACAGCAGCUUGUGGCAGCUGCGAGGAGGAUCGGCCACUCAGCACUCGCCACACGGCACAUGACAUUUUUACUACAAACUAUGUGGUCGCAUUUAUCAUCGAACGAACAAAAGGAAUUUUCAUUGCAACUUCAGAGCCUGAGCGCACAAUGUGAAGGUGCUCCAGUUCCACUCGUCUUAGAAGACGGCACCGUCAUCCCUCCGGCCAAUCUAACCGAUUUGCCAUUUUGUCAACAGUUAAGGGUGAAGAAUUUGGCAGCACACUUACGACCACACAAAACGACCAUCGUCAAAGUUGACACUGGGCCGUUUCUAUUUACGCCAAUACAUUUCAAUUCAAUUGACCGUCGAUCGAAGAAGAAUGACGGUAAAAUAUCAUUCCAAUGGGUCCAAAAUGAAACGUGUGAUGUAUCUGUGACUUUAAAAAAUCCCCUUCCAUAUGAAUUGCAAGUGUUCGAUAUGCGUCUUUUAACCAAUGGAAUUGUGUUCGAGUCGCUUCCAGAGACAACCGUGCUGUCAGCAUUAUCUGCCACAACGAUUACGUUGCGAGGAACACCAAUCGAGCAUGGAUCACUCGAAAUACUCGGCUACAGUACGCAUACACUGGGUGUAAAAUCGAACUGUCGCUUAAAGCACAUGAAUCAAGAUCGUGAUCGUCUGUCGAAAUUUCCUCCAUCGUUCAGUGUAGACGUGAUUCCAGCUCUUCCAAAGCUUGAAAUCCGAACAUCGUGCCUACCAAUGGAUACAUUAGCUUGUAUUACAAACACUGACAACGUUAUCACGUCAACCAAUAUAACGCUCUAUUGCGGCGAAACGACUGAAUGUACUUUGACAUUGAUAAACAGUAGUAACAUAAUAAUAGAGCAUCUCGAGGAGUCGAUGCAGUCAUCGUUAGAUUCGAAAACACAAGAUUUAGUUUUUUCAUGGUCAUCCGAAGACAUUCAAUCGCAAAUGCCGCUUAAACCAAAUCAAUCGCUGACAAUUAAAUUAAAAAUUGUUGGAUAUGCUGAUUUUCUGGGACCAAUAGCCGGUGGCAGUGCAGCGACUGCACCAUCAAUCAUGUCAUCACAACAUAAUGGCGUUCCAACGGGAAAUGAGGUCUACAACAGUUUGACCGGGGCAAUGAGUGGUCUUUCGGUAUCUGGUCAUACGAGUUUGCCAAGUCGCAUGGGAUCACCGAUCAAUUUACCAAAGAGAAAUGAAUUUAGUUCCAGUUUUCGAUCGAAAACACAUUCCGGGAAUUCGGGGCAUUCGUCUCUAGUCACAUACAGUCAAGGUGCUUCUGGAUCGAAUGCACGCCAACUCGAGGCACAGUUUCGCUUUCGCUAUUCAGGCGGUGAAGGAUUCCAAAAGGGAUUUUGUCGCAAUUGUGCUGUACUGUUUAAUUUGGAAUUUUUGCCAAGCGCUCAAAUCACGAAUUGGGACGUUUUGCCGGCUGAAACAUCUUCGGAGUUCUAUUUGGUAUUGGAUGUGAACAAUUUAACCGCCCAAGAAAUGAUGCUAAACUACACGACGAACAAAAAUAUUGUCAUCGAAGCUCGAGAGAGCUGUCGUGUACCGGUUCCAGUUGAACGUUGUCCGCUUUUUAGGCGCGAUCAACAAAUUGAUGAUGAUAAAGAUCAAAUGAACUAUCACGUGCGGAAGAGUGAUGCCGAUCUGAUGCAACAAUUCUGUUCAAACCACAUAUCUGAUUCAGUGCAAUUGAACUGGUCACUUCUUGGAACGGAAAUUAAAGGAACGGCAUCGCUUCGCGGCAUCACACUGUCAUCGGCUAUGUUGAGCAUUAUUACCGUCGCACCGCUCAAAUGGAAUGUAAAGAUAAAUGGCAAGGAAAUGCCAGCAAUAUCUGAAACCGCCUGUACAACCGGUCAAGACAUUCCCCUUUACAUUGAAAUUGAAAACCAAUCGCCAACAGAACUGAAUGACCUGACGCUAUCCAUUCAAUUCUAUCAAGACUAUCAAAACGGCACAUCAAAAUAUCAACUGGAAACGAGAGUUGCUUUAUCCGGGCCAAAUAAUAUCCAUAUCAAAUCGUUAAAAAUUAAUGAAACCAUUUCGCACGAGUGCUCGGCGAUAUUUUUCACGGCUGGCCGGUUUAAGACAAGCAUCGAAUGCAGUCACCUGGGCUCACUGACCACCGACGAACAUCAUUCAAUCAAUGCGCUAGCCCAAACUUAUGCCUUAAACAUGGACGAUGAUAAGAUUGACGCACAGGUGUGGCGAUACAUUCCAGCGCCGGAAAUAAACGUGGUCGAACAGACAUGAAAAUGCAAUAGUAAACUCACACUCGUUUGACAGACACAAAUUCUAAUGGAAAUGAAAACCAAUUUCAACAACUCUAGACAAAUGUUCUAAAUGGAAAUGAGAUACACGCCAGUGGAGCACAAUUCUCAAAUAAAUGUUUCAUAUUUUGCUAUAGCUAUAGGGAUGUAAUGUAUAUAAAUUAUAUGUGUCACAUCAUUUAUUAUUAUUAUCAUCAGUUUUUUUAAUUUAUGAAUUAUAAUAAACAAAAUUAUUAUUCAAGCAUUUAGCAAUAAUUUAACGGAGCACAAAAUUCCGAAAGGAAAUAAAAAUAAAGUCUAGACAUGUUAUCGAAA